UAGUUUAAGUCAGAUUAUGGAAUCACGUUGAAUGUUUGAUGAUAUAUUAUCAUUUGCAGAUUAUAUUGGGAUCAUCCUCAGUAGCACGGCGCAAGAUACUAUCUGAAAUGGGGUACGAAUUCACGAAAAUGACUGCUGAUAUUGAUGAGAAGAGCAUCCGAAAGGAAACUCCUGAAGAGCUGGUUAUGGCUCUAGCUGAAGCCAAGGCUAAUGCCAUCAUAUCAAAACUUCAAACUACCAGUAACCAAGAGAGGGUUGAUGAAUCAAUGAUUUUAAUUGCGGCAGACACAGCAGAAGCUAUCUUACAGAAGCUCCCUGUUGAUGACUACCUAAAGGAUGCUGAGCCAACAUUAUUAAUUACUUGUGACCAAGUGGUGGUCUAUGACGGUGUGGUUAGGGAAAAACCAUCUAGCAAAGAAGAAGCUCAGCAAUUCUUGAAAGAUUAUUCUGGGGGGCAUGCAGCAACUGUGUCAUCCGUUCUAGUUACAAACCUCAAAACCGGAUUCAGAAAAGGAGAAUGGGAUCGUGUGGAUAUCUAUUUCAACGAAAUACCCAAUGAAAUAAUUGAGAAGCUGGUUGAUGAGGGUGUUACUCUCAAUGUUGCUGGUGGGCUGCUAAUAGAGCAUCCUUCGAUAUUACCAUUUGUCAGAGAAGUGGUAGGGACAACAGAUAGUGUGAUGGGACUUCCAAAAGCUGUGACUGAAAGACUCUUAAAGGAGGCUAUGUAGCCUGAGCUACUGACCCACUUUAUUGAAUUACUUGGUAGGGACAGAAGAUAAUGUGAUGGGACUUUCCAAAACUAUGACCAAAAGAAAAUGAGUCCUUGUAGCAAGCUAUUGUCCCACCUUGCAAGAUUAGUUGGUAAUAGCUUUGAUUACUGUCCUUAAUUCUCUAUAUUUAUCCAACCAAAUUCAUUGUUGUCUUAUAUGGUAGCAGUUAUCUUUUUGCUGGAAUGGGGUGUAUUUUUGUCAGUUAUGUUAACUUUUUAUUGGGUAUUAUGAUUAUUUUAUGCUCAUAUUUUACUUGAGACUUUAGGUUAUUUUUUCACCAUUAAUUGGAUAAAGAAUAUUAUUUCGA
This is a messenger RNA of Arachis ipaensis, 1077 nucleotides long. NCBI's taxonomy places the organism in Eukaryota, Viridiplantae, Streptophyta, Magnoliopsida, Fabales, Fabaceae. The record is from RefSeq and is a predicted model, not a curated record.